AUGGCCGAGAAUGUUAAGCCCCUUCAGAUUGCAACUACCUCACAAUCCUCAGAUGAUUCCAUCCUUCCUUCAAAGCAAUUAACACAAACACUAAACGACUCAGCAUCGGCAGGAAGUCCAAUCACCUCAAUUGAUAAAGAACAAGAAACCCCACAGAUGCCCGUGGAAAGAAAACAGAUACCACUUCGCGACUGCAAAAUUUCAUUCGCAAUGGACACAUCUGGGAGCACUCUUGGGGAGGUCCUUCGAAGCGAACGCGAGGGGGUCCAAGAGAUUUGGUCGCUCCUCAAUCCGGUCAUCUCUGUUUCUCAUAUCAACUCUCUCCAUUCUUAUGGGGGGACCGAUCCUUCGGUCUUAUUAGACCAUAAGCCCGGUCUUAUUGAACUGAAAAACUCAGACCUGUGGUUUUUGUUCACUGACGGCGAGAUUCCCAAUGAACGCCUAGAAAUCUUCGCCGACGAAGUUUCUUACCACGAGCUCCAUGGCACCGCUUGUGUCGUCGUCGUUGUCGGUACGAGACAAGGCCUACCGUCGUAUUGUAACGACGUCAAUUCGGGCAAACUCCAUAUCCUUCAGUGCAAGGGUCGGUUUAUAGAAAUCUUAGAAAGAGCCCGGCUCCAACAGCCAGUGCUCGAUGACAAAGCCAGCUGGGAAGACCUCCCGCAGAUGACCUGGAGAGAUCUAAUCUGCGUGUCUUUUAUCCCAUCACAAAAGCUGAAAAGAGAUGAGAUCAUGCUGGAGGCAGAUCUUGUAGUGAAUCUAGACGACUUAUUUUCAGAUCGAUUAAAGGGCCGCUCCAUUAUCGACCGAAUUCUGCAGAGCAGAGAGCAAGUCCGAACUAAUUCGUUAACCGCACGAAGUCGCGACCAGGGAGAGAUUCUUCGAAACUGGGCCAUCAGACAAGAACUCGAUCCUGAGGAUUUCUCACUGAUCGAGAGACCAGCUGUUGGGGAUCGGGCUAGGCAGUCAAUAACGACCAUCUUCAAUACCAUGCAGGCUUCACCUGGCCUGAGUGGGGAGGCAUUUGCUAAAUUGCGAGCUGCAAACUCGAGGAAUUCCGAGGCUUUUGAAUCAGCCAAGAAAGAUCAAGCUCUUCUUAUCACAGUCGCAAUCGAGUUUGGGACGGUUGCCCCUACUGGCGAUACUAUCAUCUGUGCUUUACCACUAGUAUCCUAUUCAAAAAACAAGGAUGCUUAUAUUGCUCAGCUGGACAAAGCCUUUCAAAAUAGGUUUGAAAGCAAUGACACUGCCCUUGUUUUCGUGGCAGUUUUGUUUACGACCGCCUCCAGAAAGAGCAUCAGCAACAAUCCGAAUGGACAACAACUACUUGGCGCCUUGAAAUGGGCACGGCGAGAUUUAGCACAGUCAGUCACUUGCGUGACUACUUUAAGUCCAGCUUUGGCGACUGAUGGUUGCGUAGAGGUCCGAAGCAAACUAUGUGACAGCUUAAUGCAAGCCUCAAAGGACGCUUUGCGAUCGGAUACUGGCUGUUACUAUCAAUACCCAAUCGAGGGAUUUGUCGUCAUGACAAGGAUUAUGGAUGGCCUCCAACAGACGAAGCCUCAAGUUCGAUUGACUAUCAAGAAGACUGUUUUUCAAAGAUUCUUGUUCCACAUCACAGAGCAGUUCCAUAACCACCUUGCCACUGAAGGUCCAAUAAUCACCCAUCUAUUGAUGUCACAGUUGACAAUCCUAGGUGAUAUGAAAAGAGAUGGGUCUCCGCGACCCGUGGCAGAAAAGAAGACAUCGUUCCGGACACUUGCAGGCCUGACAAAGAAUCUCUUUGGUGACCGCAAAUCCCUCACGCGCAGGCAAUCCUUGAAACCCCUUUCUUCAGUCAAUAUAGAUGGAUGA
Messenger RNA from Exophiala aquamarina CBS 119918, 1854 nucleotides. RefSeq lists its product as uncharacterized. The transcript has 4 exons. Bases 1 to 1854 code for a protein of 617 amino acids. The record is from RefSeq and is a predicted model, not a curated record. Lineage: Eukaryota; Fungi; Ascomycota; Eurotiomycetes; Chaetothyriales; Herpotrichiellaceae.